AUGCCCCUUGCUAACUGUGGUCGUACUGGAUGUCGGUUCCCCAUCAAAUUGGAUAAAAUCGUGUGCUGCGCCUGCUCCACCGCAUUUCAUCCACAAUGCUCCGACCUUUGUCCGGAGGACUUCGUUGAUAAGUCUGGUAGUGGCAACUGGUACUGUCCCACCUGCGCCGUCGAGAUAACUGCCGAGGGUGACCGUGUGACUGGUGUCGUUAAUGCACAGUCCACUGACAUUGGUUCUCUUCCCCACUCAUUCCCCAUUGCUUAUGUUACCAGCAAUCCCAACAAACUGCGUGAGACUAUCGAAAUUCUUGGGGAGGAGUACGCUGGAAUGCUGAAGCAGGUGGAUGUGGACUUGCCGGAAUACCAAGGAAGCAGCCCGGAAGAGAUCGUUCGUCUCAAAUGCUACCAUGCCGCGAAGAUAGUUGGCGGACCGGUGUUGGUGGAGGACACAUGCCUUGCCUUUGACGCUUUGAAUGGUCUUCCUGGUCCCUACAUUAAGUGGUUCCUCAGGGCCGUUGGACCUGAGGGUAAGUAUCACAAGUUCAAGUGCAGUGUAUUCGACCCUUAUUCUCCUUUUCAUUGUGCUUUGACUUAA
This is a messenger RNA of Hydatigera taeniaeformis, 594 nucleotides long. NCBI's taxonomy places the organism in Eukaryota, Metazoa, Platyhelminthes, Cestoda, Cyclophyllidea, Taeniidae. The record is from the annotation of a GenBank genome assembly.